Aspergillus chevalieri is the source of this 723-nucleotide messenger RNA. Its product is annotated as putative RNA binding protein Pym. The record is from RefSeq and is a predicted model, not a curated record. Gene Ontology annotation, molecular function: RNA binding. The coding region runs from base 1 to 723 and encodes 240 amino acids. The transcript has a single exon. Gene Ontology annotation, biological process: exon-exon junction complex disassembly. Lineage: Eukaryota; Fungi; Ascomycota; Eurotiomycetes; Eurotiales; Aspergillaceae. Gene Ontology annotation, cellular component: cytoplasm; exon-exon junction complex.
AUGGCGGAUUCCGCGCAAGUCACCAAGUCCGGAAUCGCGACUGAUGCGUCAACCGGAGAACGAUACAUUCCCUCCUCCGUCCGCGCAGAUGGUUCCAGACGCCGCGAAAUCCGAGUCCGACCGGGCUAUAAACCCCCGGAAGACGUCGAAUUGUACAGGAACAAGGCUGCACUGGCGUGGAAAAACCGUUCUCAGGGCGGGGUGCCAGGUACUGAGGGGCUGAAGAGCGACACCUCCGACUCUGCUGCGAAAAGCGGAAGCAAUACGAAUACUACAACCGCAGCGAGCAACAAGAAUGCGAAACGCAGAGAGGCGAAGAAGAAGGCUAAGGCAGAAGGCGAAUCUAGUGGUGAUGGUAGGAGGAACAUCGCUGAGCUUGAUAACUGGCGCUCUUUCGCUGCGAGCAAUGGCGGUGACAAGAAAAAGAUCGAGGAUGGUGCUCAGAAGACCGCUGAAAAGACCACUGAGAAGACCACUGAAGAAGCACCUGUCGACUCUGGAGCAGAGAACGAGAAGAAGGCACGGAAUCUGAAAAAGAAACUCAGACAGGCACGCGAUCUGCGGGACAAGAAGCAGCAAGGCGAAUCCUUGCUUCCGGAGCAGCUGGAUAAAAUCAUCAAGAUCAACGAAUUGGUGCAUCAACUGGGUUCACUUGGUUUCGACUCAAAUGGCGAUAAGAAGGGCGCGGAUGGAGAAGGAGAACAAGAGAAGGAGAGUGCUUAA